Molecule: messenger RNA, 1311 nt
Organism: Effrenium voratum
Lineage: Eukaryota; Dinophyceae; Suessiales; Symbiodiniaceae
Source: the annotation of a GenBank genome assembly
AUGGAGAUACCGCAUGCCUCCUUCCAGGGGGAAGCGGUCUUGAUGCGGCUCUUGGACCCCGGUGUGCGUGUGAGAGCGCGACAGCAGCUUCCACAAGCCUGGGCCAGGGAGACAAUGUGGCGUCGCGCUGGCGAGGCUGCUGCAGAUGUGAAGGAGCGCCUCGCGGCCCAGUUGUUGAGUUGGCCCUUGGAGAAGAUGAUCGAAGCUAAUUGGAGUUGGUACGAGCCCAUGAUGUUUGAAAGGCGCCGCGAGCAGCUGCUUGCGUCUGGCAACAGGCUUGACAUCCUGGCGAUAGACGGCAACUGCAAACUUCAUCGCCGCACAUGCGGCAUGCCCUUCGCUGAGGUUGUUCCUUCCCCCCACGUUGGCAAGCUCCUCCUACGAGGAUGCAGUCAGCGACCGCACGGGGCGGAUACCUUGUGCUGCGUGCACGCUGCCGAUCGUGAUCUGCCCGGCCGUCCCUGCCACGGUGAGAUUGGGAGCCACCGGCUCAAGCGAGCUCUACACGCUGAAGGUGACGUGUGCCACCUCGAGGUCCGGCUGGCUGGCUUUGGCUCCUGGCAGCCAGCGUGUACGGUGGGGCAGGAGAUGCUCGCCCGGUACUUUGCGAACUUGGCGGACGCAAACAUUCGAAGGAGGCGGCAAAAGCGGGUGGAGUCUCGGGCGAAAAAGUGGAUCGGGAUGCGGCCUCGAAGAAGAACCUUCUUGGCUCCGUGGUCCUCUGCGCGCGCCCGGCAAGAAAGCAGCUGUCAAACGCACAAGGAGACCGAGCAGCAUGUCACGGCAGCUGCCCGAACCGCCGGCUUCUUGCUUGCUGUGAGUGAGGGAGGACUUGUGGCUGACUGCAACGAAGUGAUAGCUGCUGAGUCCCUUUCUCAAAGAUAUCACUUCCUCGCAAAGGUCGCGUCCCGGCUCAACAGCCUGCAGAUAGUGGUCCACGACGAUGCGUGCCACCUGCGGCUUUUUUGCGCCCAGCACCGGCUGGCCUCCGACAUUGCUGGUCGGCUCUCCAACAUGUCGUUCAUUGUGGACCGUUUUCAUGCGACUGGGCACAAGGGAGUCUUCUGCCGCAACCAUUGCCUUCCUACGUCUCAAAACAAUGAGCUUCUGCUGGGCAACUUCCCGACCGAUAUUGCGGAGUCUGUCAACGCUUUGUACAGUCCGCUGGGGCACACUAUCCAUCACAUGAAUAAGCAUUUCGCCCAGUUGGUUGUACAGGAAUGCACCGAUGUCCACAACCUUGCUCGCCUGCAAAGCAUACGAGACAAGCAGCGAGCCAGCGCUAAGAAGCGCCGCCUGAGCCAGGCAUAG